Molecule: messenger RNA, 1815 nt
Organism: Endocarpon pusillum Z07020
Lineage: Eukaryota; Fungi; Ascomycota; Eurotiomycetes; Verrucariales; Verrucariaceae
Exons: 4
Coding region: 1-1815 (604 amino acids)
Biological process (GO): Golgi to endosome transport; endocytosis
Cellular component (GO): plasma membrane; clathrin vesicle coat; endosome
Molecular function (GO): clathrin binding; phospholipid binding
Source: RefSeq, a predicted model, not a curated record
AUGGACCUCAACAGCUUGAGAGACCAAGUCAGCAACCUGACCUUGUACGAUAUCAAGGCAGGAGUGCGCAAGGUCCAGAAUGGUACGAUGAGCCCCAUGGAACGCGGUGUGCGAGCUGGGUUGACACUCGUCCUGUCUAACCCACCGCAGGUCCGAGAAGCAACGAACAAUGAACCCUGGGGCGCCUCGACCUCUCUCAUGCAGGAAAUCGCCAAUGGCACACACAGCUACCAACUCCUCAACGAAAUCAUGCCUCUGAUAUACAAGCGGUUCACAGACAAAUCCGCAGAGGAGUGGCGCCAGAUCUACAAGUCCCUCCAAUUGCUCGAGUUUCUGAUAAAGAACGGUUCUGAACGAGUGAUAGAUGACGCGCGACAGCACGUUUCCCUUCUCCGCAUGCUUCGGCAGUUCCACUACAUUGACCAAAAUGGCAAGGAUCAAGGUGUCAACGUUCGAAAUCGAGCCCAAGAAAUUGCGAAAUUGCUCAGUGAUGUUGAUUCGAUUCGAGCUGAAAGAAAGAAAGCUCGAGCAAAUCGAAACAAGGCGGGAGGUGUUGAGGGUGGAAUGGGAAUUGGUGGAGGCAUGUCCAGCGGCAGCAGAUACGGUGGAUUUGGAAGUGAUGCUGGGUAUGGAGGAUAUCGAGGCGAGGUGUACGGCGAUGGCGGUGGCUUUGGCGGCAAUACAUCGGGAUUUCAGGACACUCAACGUCGUAGCGACAAAUUUGAAGAGUAUGAUGAAGAUGAAGAGGAUGGUGGCUCGUCUGCUGCAAAACCAUCUGCGGCCUCCCACGCACGGACUGCCUCCGGUCUGCGCGCCGCUUCCCUCAACACGAUCAAGAGAGAUGCUAAGAUCAAGAAAGAGCCGGAGCAGGAUCUAUUCGAGUUCGGAGACGAACCAGCAGCGACUUCAGCCUCCAACGGCAAAGCCAAGAUGAGUUCACCCAAAGCCGCUGACGAGCUCGGAGCCAUGGAUUCAGGUAUAGGUGGUGAUGAUGACUUUGAUGAUUUCCAGUCAGCCACUACACCAGGUCUGACAACCGAAGCACAAAGUUCUGCAAUCCCAGGCCUUACAUCACCACCACCGGCAGCCAGCUCAGCCAUUACCUCCUCCACGUCAUUCGCCGCACCUCACAACGUGGUACCGCCACCAGCAUCCAACAUAAAUGACCUCUUCGCAAGCUUGUCGCCUACCACAUCCUCAAACAAACCUAUAAAUACUUCAACACCAUCACUGUCAAUGACAUCCUCCAUCUCUUCCCUACCACCGCCAUCCCAAGCAACCAAACCAGUAACCUCGGGCUUUGUGUCCUCAGGGCCGAAUUAUUACACCUCCGUGCCCUCCACCAUCAAUAAUUCCUCUACAACAAGCACCACUUCAUCCGUCAAAUCACCCCUCUCAAGCACGAUCUCCCCAGGCAUGGGCCAGAAACAGUAUUCCUCUACGAACACCGCAUCCCUAGGCAAACCAAACCCCUCCACAUCCACAUCCGCCGCCGGGGCCGACGUAUUCACCUCCCUCUGGUCCAGCGCCAGUGCCAAAUCUGGGAUCCAGAGUAGAUCCGGCACUUCCACCCCUGGGAACAAAGGCCCAGAUCUGGCGAGUAUGGCUAAGGCGAAGAAUGAGGCUGCGAUGUGGGGAACUCCAGUAGGCGCUGCCUCUGGGGUAAACGGCAGUGGAGGUGGGAGUGGAAGCGGUGGCAUACCGCCUAGACCCAGUGCGCCGACGCCUAGGACAGCUACGAUGGGUGGAGGGCAGGGGCAGGGACAGGGGCAGGGGCAGCAGCUGGGUGGAGGACUGGAUGAUCUUCUAGGUUGA